AUGUCAAACAUCGAAACAGACGGUCUAUCCGUCACUUAUUCCACUGACCGAACUGGAUCUCCGGAUCUACGGCUGAUCCACUAUAAUGAUGUCUACCACGUCGAAGCUGGCUCUGCAGAGCCUGUUGGUGGGGUGCCUAGGUUCCAAUCCAUUCUAAACCACUACCGUCAUCACCCGCAGUAUGCCGGGCAGCCCGAUAUCCUCACCUUCUUCUCCGGCGAUGCUUUCAACCCGAGUAUCGAAAGUACAGUCACAAAGGGCAGACAUAUGGUACCAUUUCUUAACACAGUGGGCACCGAUGUAGCGUGUGUGGGUAAUCAUGAUCUCGAUUUUGGAGUCGCUCAAUUCCGCCAUUUGGCCAGCCAAUGUCAAUUUCCUUGGCUUUUAGCGAAUGUUCUUGACCCGGCACUGGGAGAUGAUACCCCAAUAGCUGACUGCGGAAAGACUCACAUGUUGAUCUCAUCCAACGGGCUCAAGAUUGGCGUAUUGGGUCUUGGAGAAAGAGAAUGGCUCGGUACAAUAAACUCUCUUCCGCCCGAUCUAAUCUACAAAUCCGCAUCUGAAACAGCUCGAGUGCUUGCGAAACAGCUCCGAGAUGAGGGCGCAGACCUCGUCGUCGCUGUCACUCACCAACGUGAACCGAAUGACUACAAACUGGCUAACAACCUGUCAUCCGAUCUUGUUGACAUCAUUCUUGGAGGCCAUGACCACUUCUACGCCCAUGCCGUUGUCAAUGGUAUCCAUGUGAUGCGAUCAGGUACUGACUUCAAACAGUUAAGUUACAUCGAGGCUUUCCGCAAACCCGAUGGUUUGCCUGGUUGGGACUUCAACAUUGUGCGGCGAGACAUUGUUCGCUCAAUCCCUGAAGAUCAGGAUACAGUGGCAAUGGUGGGCAGGCUUACUGCCAGCCUCCAUGCCAAAUUAGAAAAGCCAAUAGGAUUCACAGUCACCCCACUCGACGGCCGGUUUUCUACUGUGCGCCAGCGUGAAUCUAAUUUGGGUAAUUUUGUCUGCGACCUGAUGCGCUUCUACUAUUCGGCUGAUUGUGCCAUGAUGGCAGGCGGCACAAUUCGCGGCGAUCAAAUCUACCCGCCAGGAAUACUGAAGCUGAAGGACCUGCUGAACUGCUUCCCUUUCGAAGACCCUGUCGUAUUGUUGCGCGUUCGUGGCCAUGCAUUGCUAGCUGCCCUCGAGAAUGGGGUUAGCCAACUCCCUGCACUAGAGGGUCGAUUCUCGCAAGUAUCUAAUAUCACCUACGGUUUUAAACUGGACGCACCUUCGGGGUCACGUAUUACAUUCGCUCGUGUUGGCGGCGAGCCCAUUGACUUGGAUCGUGAGUAUCUCCUUGCCACACGUGGCUAUAUGGCCCGAGGAAAAGAUGGGUUCACAUCAUUGCUUAUCCAAGCCGAAGGAGGUGAGGUGGAGGAGCUUGUGUCUGAGGAAAAUGGUGUGCUCAUCAGUACAAUCCUACGGCAAUAUUUUCUAAGUGUCAAAGUACUCGGGAAAUGGAGCCGUUGGAGCGCCAGUUUAGGCCGACACUGGGGUACUGUACAUCGCAAUCUGCACGGUGAUGGCUGGCUGAAACCAGCGUCUCCCAAAACCGAGAAAGCAAAAACAAGUGAAAGGCACACAAAGCCUCCUCUCCGACGGACAGGCCGGGCAUCAUAUUACUAUGGUCGAUUUCCCGAAGAGGUCGAUCAGGAGACUGACGUUAUCACCGGGGAUCAGACGAAUGGCACUGCCAUGGAUUCUGACUCAGAUGAGGAUCCAAAUAUCCUCACAUCCUCAGAGCCAAUCACAAAUUACGUCACUCACCCAGCGAAAUCAUCCGCUGAAGAAGAGUAUCGUCUACAAAUUGCACGGCGAGUUGUCCGAAAGUGGAUGCGGCACGCAGGUCUGCAGUGCAGAAAUCCGAAUACCAUGGACGGCGAAGGUGAAUUCACUCCAGCCUGGACGUCAGGAAUAUCUCCUCGACUAGAAGGACGCAUUGUAGUAGAAUAG
This is a messenger RNA of Penicillium vulpinum, 2001 nucleotides long. RefSeq names its product putative 5'-nucleotidase. Gene Ontology annotation, biological process: nucleotide catabolic process. The record is from RefSeq and is a predicted model, not a curated record. Gene Ontology annotation, molecular function: hydrolase activity. The transcript is spliced from 4 exons. Bases 1 to 2001 code for a protein of 666 amino acids. Lineage: Eukaryota; Fungi; Ascomycota; Eurotiomycetes; Eurotiales; Aspergillaceae.